Molecule: messenger RNA, 993 nt
Organism: Candida tropicalis MYA-3404
Lineage: Eukaryota; Fungi; Ascomycota; Pichiomycetes; Serinales; Debaryomycetaceae
Product: microtubule-binding protein
Exons: 1
Coding region: 1-993 (330 amino acids)
Biological process (GO): spindle assembly; protein localization to microtubule plus-end; regulation of microtubule polymerization or depolymerization
Cellular component (GO): microtubule plus-end; spindle midzone; microtubule organizing center
Molecular function (GO): microtubule plus-end binding
Source: RefSeq, a predicted model, not a curated record
AUGGUUGUUGGUGAGUCAAGAGCAGAAUUACUUAACUGGUUAAAUAGUACUUUGGAUUUGAAUUACACGAAGAUUGAACAAUGUGGAUCUGGUGCUGCAUUUUGUCAAUUAAUGGAUACCAUAGUCGGAGAUGUUCCUUUAAACAAAGUUAAAUAUAAUGCAAAGACUGAAUAUGAAUAUCGUCAUAACUAUAAGAUCCUACAACAUGUUUUUGUUAAAAAUAAUAUAACCAAGACUAUUGAUGUUGAGAAAUUGAUACGUUGCAAACUUCAGGAUAAUUUGGAACUUUUACAAUGGAUCAAAAGAUAUGCUACCACAAAUAAUGUUCCUAUGAAAACAACGGUUAUAAAACUGUCACCAGCAAGACCUGGUGCUAUUGCUACAUCAUCUGUUGUUGCCCCAAAAGUCAGAGAUGGCAGAAGAACAAGUACUCCUGUCGGAUCUAGAAAAUCGUCAGGUGCUAAUGGUGUUGUAAAUGGAAGAAUUUCAACAACACCAAAAGCUCGCUCAAAUAUUAAUCAAGGUUCGGGUAUAAGUCCUGCUUCUAAUACUAAUAACAACAACAGUAAUAAUAAUAAUAAUAAUAAUAAUAAUACUAAUAUUAACAACCAUAGUAAUAAUGGCUAUAAUAGUAAUAACCAUAAUAUGUCUACCAGUAAUGGGCAUCGUUCCCCAAAUGGAUUUAGAAAUGGUAAUGCAAAUGGAAGUACUAAUGGAUCCAAUAAUCAUGCACCUGUUAUGAAUGAAGCGAUGUCAAAUACUGCACCAGUUACAGGUGGAGUUACCACAUCGGUUUUAGCUGAAGAAUAUGCUAUUGAUGCUCAACAGAUGGAAUCGGAAAGAAAUUUUUAUUUCAAUAAAUUAAGAGCCAUUGAAAUUUUGAUUCAACAUGCAAAGGAAAUGGAAGGAUUGAGUCCCGAUUUGAUACAGUUUGCUGCUGAAGUUGAAAAAAUCAUGUAUGAAGAGUAUGUAGAAGAGGAAGAAGAGUUUUAG